AUGUCGGGAGCAUUAGGACUGAGUCAGCAGGGCGUCGAGCUCGAGAGCAUUAUGCGUAGUACGGAGGGCAUAGCACGUAAGACACGUAUCUUCUGCACGAUAGGUCCAACAUGUUGGUCCAAGAAGGGACUGACCGAGCUCAUUGACGCCGGCAUGAACCUAGCUCGCUUCAAUUUCUCGCAUGGAGACCAUAGCAGUCACGCUGAGGCGCUCGACCGACUCCGGACAGUGCUGGCCACGCGCCCAUACAAGAACAUCGCCACCAUGCUGGACACGAAGGGCCCCGAGAUCCGCACGGGUUUCUUGGCGAACAAGGACAAGGUUCAUAUAAAAAAAGGGUCCAUAUUGGAGCUCACGACGGAUUACGAUUUCCUGGGCGACGAGACCAAGAUCGCCUGCUCGUACCCGAAGCUGCCCCAGUCGGUCAAAAUCGGUGGAACUAUUCUGAUUGCCGACGGAUCACUUGUGCUGACGGUCACGGAGAUCAAGGACGACAGCGUCGUAACUCGAGCCAACAAUGCUGCAAUGCUGAGCGAACGUAAGAACAUGAACCUGCCCGGCUGCAAGGUGAUGCUGCCGACGCUGACAGAGAAGGACGAGGAUGAUCUCGUCAACUUCGGUCUAGUGCACGGUAUUGACUACAUCGCCGCGUCGUUCGUGCGCACGGGUCAGGAUAUUGACAAUAUCCGCAAGGUGCUUGGUCCCCGCGGCCGUGGCAUCAAGAUAAUUGCCAAGAUUGAGAAUCAAGAAGGACUAGAAAACUUUGAUGAGAUUCUGGCCAAGACGGAUGGUGUCAUGGUAGCCCGUGGUGAUCUGGGCAUGGAGAUUCCACCUGAAAAGGUGUUCUUGGCCCAGAAAAUGAUGAUUCGUAAGGCAAAUAUCGCCGGAAAACCAGUCGUGACUGCUACGCAAAUGCUGGAGUCAAUGAUCAAGGCCCCUCGACCAACUCGAGCCGAGUGUACGGAUGUUGCUAACGCUGUGCUUGACGGCACCGAUGCUGUGAUGCUUUCGGGUGAGACUGCUAACGGUAACUACGCUACGGAGGCUGUGACGAUGAUGUCCAAGAUUUGCGUGCAAGCGGAAGGUGCCAUCCACUAUAACGAGCUCUACCAAGCUCUGCACAACUCGGUGCUCGAUACGUACGGUCAUAUGGACAUACUGGAGGCCAUCACAUCGUCGGCUGUGAAGACAGCCAUCGAUAUAGAUGCCAAAAUGAUUGUGGUGCUGACGGAGUCUGGUAAUACCGCACGUUUAGUGUCUAAGUUCCGUCCGUCAAUGCCAGUGCUAGUGCUCACGGCUGUGGGUGCAACUGCUCGCCAGUCCGAGGGCUUCAACAAGGGCGUCACAGCGCGCUGUAUGGGCUCGAUGAUUGGCACCGAGUCAAUUCUGUUCCGUGCUACGGAUCUGGGCAAGCAGUUUGGCUGGUUGGAGCCUGGCGAUAAUGUCGUUGCUCUGCAUGGUAUGGUAGAAGCCCGUUCAGGCUCGACCAACAUGCUGAAGGUGCUGACUGUGGAAUAA
This is a messenger RNA of Peronospora farinosa, 1518 nucleotides long. Lineage: Eukaryota; Oomycota; Peronosporomycetes; Peronosporales; Peronosporaceae. The record is from the annotation of a GenBank genome assembly.